AUGGAAACGAUAAUCGCCGACAUCGUGAGGGCCCGUGAGGUCAUGUCCCUCCUCAAGCCCUUCCACACCAUCAAAGCCUCCCUGGCCGCCUACGCCGUCACGCGGGCCAUCAUCACCGACGCCACCUACCUCCAACUCACCUUUCCGAUCAUGGUCGAGGUCAUGCGCGGCAACUACCUGGUCAUCACGGAGCCCGUCGUCGUCUACGUCAGCGACUGGAACCUCGCGAACGAUCUCGCCCGCAUGUACAUCCCGUGGGGGCCGGUCCGGGAGACGGUGGUGGUGUUCUGCUUCGGCAACAUCUUCAUGGAACGCGGUCACUACCGUCUCGGGCGGGACGCCACGAGCAUGCUGAGGCUCCUGAAGGCCAGGGGCGGGGUCGAUAAGAUCGUGGUGCACUUGGAGAUGGGGCUGGGUGGCGUGGAAGGUUGA
Messenger RNA from Letharia columbiana, 432 nucleotides. RefSeq lists its product as uncharacterized. The coding region runs from base 1 to 432 and encodes 143 amino acids. The record is from RefSeq and is a predicted model, not a curated record. Lineage: Eukaryota; Fungi; Ascomycota; Lecanoromycetes; Lecanorales; Parmeliaceae. The transcript has a single exon.